GCACGCGGCGCUUUACUGCCUGUUACUGACACGGGAACGUGUAUUUUCAGUUAAGAAGCACGCGCGCGCUUGUAAGGUUACAUGGUGAUAUUUAGAGACGUCGAAGAGGAUGUCAACAUUGAUUUGAACGACAAAUUGACGCACACGGUUGCAUACAAUGUCCUUGUGCUUUCGUGUGUUACCCGGCAAGCUUCCGUCGCUCGUCAGCAGCCGAAAACCGCUGUCGAAGCUCGACCGUCAUGAGUUGCGAAAACAUAUCGAGUUGUCCGCCUUUCUGAAGCAGUUUCUGGGCACACAGCGAGCAUUAUCCGUAAGAGCAAACGUUGCAGACAAACCAUCUUUUGUGGAUUGCACAUUGCAUCCAAAUUUAUCGCUCGCUUUUCUUGACACUUACAGUCAAAGGAAUGAGAAGUUUGUCAAGCAAUAUGUUGAUGAUAAGAGGACAAAAGCGACAAUAUAUUGGGCCCAGGGCCAGAACAGAUCACAUAAUAAAUCACAGAGGCUCAGUAUUGUUCACUUGAAAAACAGGAAACACUUAACUCCUAUAGGAAUUACAUCAGACAAUGUUACAUUGUUUCAGGCACAAAAUGCCAUAAAAAACAAUAAGAAUAACUUGAUUCUAGAUAAUAGUAGGAUUAUCUCUUCAGAAAGCUUGCACAGUAGUAAACAGCAUAAUGUUGAUAGAGAUAUUUUAUUUAGUUCUAAUGAUGGCAUUUUAAAAACAAGUGUACCACAUGAUAAUGAGGGUAAACCAUCGCAGGAACAACUGCAAUCCAUAGUCGAUUGUCUUAGUCAAGAUUUACCAAAGCUGUUUGUAAAACCUCAGAAUUGGUCAAUAUAUACUGAAGAUAUAAUUUUCAUCAAUAAUAUCAGAGGAAUAACCACAAAGGGACUUUCAAAUUAUGCAAGACAUUUGAUACUGUUAAGGGCAGUUGGCCACUUGAAGUUUGCACACGUUAAGCUUGACAUUAUAAAAAUCACUAUGCACACUGAAGAUAAUACGGUGAAAGUUCGUUGGCGCAUACGAGGUGUUUCAGGUUGGAAAGUGAUUGUCAUGUUUUGGAAAUAUAAAUUUUGGAAAAUACAAGAAGCUAUAGAUAGAGAUCAUGAAAUAUGGUAUGAUGGCUUCUCUACUUAUUACGUUAAUGGCCAUGGAAAAGUUUAUAAGCACGUUGCAGACAAGAUAAUGCCUGAUCAAGAUGUGGUUACAAAAAAAGAAGAUCUGCCUAUCACACCGAAAUUAGCACUAUUUACAGGUCUUGCAAGCAUGUUUGAUAGCAAUGAAGACUAUUUUGGAUUGAAUUCAAACUUAAAAUUGCACCAAUUGAAGUAAAUACACUAUAAAUAGAAUAAUAGAAUUAUA
Messenger RNA from Linepithema humile (Argentine ant), 1363 nucleotides. RefSeq lists its product as uncharacterized. The record is from RefSeq and is a predicted model, not a curated record. NCBI's taxonomy places the organism in Eukaryota, Metazoa, Arthropoda, Insecta, Hymenoptera, Formicidae.